Molecule: messenger RNA, 10427 nt
Organism: Lymnaea stagnalis (great pond snail)
Lineage: Eukaryota; Metazoa; Mollusca; Gastropoda; Lymnaeidae
Source: the annotation of a GenBank genome assembly
CGAAAGUUGCCUUUGACCCUGCUGUGUGACUGUGUUGCUGGAUAUAGUUGCGUUCAAUCAAUAAUAGAGCAUUUAUUUAUAUUUUUUACAUAGAUCGUAACUACUAUAAAUAAUUUUCAGAUGAACGCCGAGUUAUUUUUUCAUGUCAAAUGUGCAAGGCUUUUGCUAAAUGACUUUAUGAAGUUUAAUUCAAAAGCUAUUUGUUGUGACCGGAGGAAAAUUCUAGUAAAUUGUAGGCUCACUCCUACACAUUUUAAUUUCAAAUAUUUUAGUUCAUGUUCUAAAGCAAAUAAAUUAGAUUUGUUUGAAAGAGGACGUCUACAAUUGAUUAAAUCUCUGCAACAAGAAAGGCUUAGUCGUUACUUAAGUUUAAGCACUUGUCACCAUCGGCAUCACUACUCUCAGUCUCAUGCAGUAGACUUGGACUUGGUUUUCAGCAAAGAUUCUUCUUCUAAAUUUACUUUUAGGCAGGAAAGAAAAAAUUACAGCAUUUGCAAUAUUAAUAAAACCAAACUAUUACAAUAUACAAAACAAGAAUUAUUCUUAAGAAUGAGCGCUACUGCAAAAUUGGAUUUUACAAGCAGCAGUAACAGUCACAGCAAAGAGCAGAUUUAUGAUUUUUUUCUUGUGCUUGACUUUGAGGCUACAUGUGAUGAUAAAGCACAACCAAACCCACAGGUAAAUAAUCAUACAUGUGAGAGUUUUAUUUUUAUCUCAUUGAUUUACAAGUCAAGUUCCAAGUCUAGGGUAAUAGUAAAAUAUCUUUGUUAGAACUUUGAUACGUGUCUUAUUUUUCAUAGUUAAAAGUUAUUUUGACUUUGUAAACUUUCAGAAGUUCACUAUAAUGUUACUCUAGCUGAAUACUCUUGCUUGUCAAUUAUAAUUAUGUUUGAAAGAUUGAAAGUUAAAUAAGUUAUAUGAGAAUUUAAAUAAGUUAUAUGAAAAAUUAUAGCAUCUUAAAACAUAGUCAUUUUCUUUGUUAAUCUAAAUUGCAGUAAAGGAGUCAAUUUGAUUCGCUAGGAAUUAAAAAAAAAUAUUUUUCUGUAAUAGAUAUUUAUAGCCAUGAGUUCUAGGUUAAACAACUAUCAGAUUAUUUGGUAAAAACACCUUGUAUCCAACACCAUAACCCCUAGAAUUUAGAUUUAGGUAAGCUUAGAUUUCACAGAGAUUACCCAGAGUAUAUCUCUUGCCAUCAUCUCCCUCUAAAAUCUCAUGCCUUAUUUGGAGAAGGAAGUUUGAGAACUGCUCUGCCUUUAAAUCACUUCUGAGAUGAAGCCUUUUGUUGACUCACAAGGAUUAGUCUCAGACUUUAGGCCAUUGGUGGGAUGACAUAAGGCACUUACUUCUUCCAGACAUCAUGAAGAGUUCUGUCCAAUGCUUCUAUUCCCCCAAUGUCAGCCAUGGUAAACUCAUCCCAAACAAUCAACUUGCACCCCCAAAGUACCUGAGCUGUAUUACACUUGCAAUGUUGCACAUACAUGUCCCAGAGUGAUUUUAAGUUGAGAGGCAUUUGGAAGGCAGAGUGAGCUGUCUUUCCACCAUCCAACAAAGUUGCUACUACUAAAAAGGAAGCUAAUGAAAUAACAUUUUCUUUUCUUACACUCUCAAGGAUUAGAUAGAUCAAAAAUGUUUUCCCUGUGCCAUCUGGAGUGUCAAGAAUGAAAACCAUUAAGAAUCUGAACCAACACUAUUAACCGCAUUGUGAUAGACAUGACUUUGCUCAACGUUGAGUUUUAAAAAAACAUUUUGAAGAACUGAUUCAGAAAGCUUAACUAUAUCAUGAGAAAGUUCUCUUAGGAAUUCCUGAUUACCAUUGACUUAAUUCUGUUCAUUAGACCGAAAGUGAAGGAAGGUCAUACUGCUUAACUGUUUGGUUAGACAUUAAAAAUACUGCAUUUUCUUGGAGCACUAAGCUUUUAAAAUUUCAUAAAUAAAAAAUAUAUCAAGAAAGUUUCUCAACUGUUCACUAAACAAGCCAAAUAUUCCAAAGCAUAAGCCAAAAACACUCUCACAAAACAAAUCAUUAAUAGUAACAAUGUUUCAGCCUUUGGUCAUUUUAGUCCAAUUAAAAGCUGAAGUUUAAAAAACAUCAACUUUUAAUUUAAUCUUUUAGAGAAUAAGAGGAAUCACAAUAUAAAAUUUCAAAUUCAUAGAGCUUGUUCUUAAUAUCUCAUGACUAAUAAGUGAGAUCCAGUUCAAAGAAAUAUAUAGAAAAAAUAGUGAGUUUAAAGCAGGGAUCUCAAACUUGCGGCCCGCAAGACGAUAUUGUGCGGCCGGCUACAUGACAGCAAAGUUUAGUUUUAAUGCGGCCCACACGUUUUCCCCAUUCCCAUAUCUAUAAUGUGACCCUCCGUGAAAGUUUCAAUAGAAUCUCACCGACUAGUCUAAUUCUGAUUUUUAUUAUGUUUGUAUAGAUUUGGACGUUGCUUAUAAUGAUAAAAACCGUUGUAAAUAAUCGGACUAAAAGUUUUUAUUUUAUGAGAUAAACAUGGCCAAAGUGCAGUUUUGAGAAAAGUUUAAAAAGUCAGUUAGUUGGUAAUGCACAACCAUAAUUUUGUAAAUCGUAGGAACCUGACACAGUAUCAAAGAAUCCCUAUUAAAAUUGCCCCUAGUGUUUACGAGUGAGAGAAAUUCCGAGCCUGUCAGCUUGGUCACUUUCAAAUUAGGGUUAGUCAAAAAGGUCUUUUCUUCAAUGAAAAAAUCAAAAUUCAUUCUUCCUACAAUAGCAUCUUUCAUUGCAUCUAUAAUUCAUAAAUAUUCCCUGCCCCUGUCUACUGUUUGAACACGUUUUAGCCUUCAAAGCCUUCAUGGAGAAGGAUGGGGUGGUUUUUCCUGUACUAUGGGAUCCCAAAUGGCUCAUGGACUUUGAUUUUCUUGUUGACAUUAUACAGGAGCUGAAUGUACUCAACAAGAAGUUACAAGACCAGGGGUAGCUUGUCAGUGUCGCCAAUGACAAUGUCAGGGCAUUCUGCACAAAACUUGUGUUAUGAUUCUUUGAGAAACCUCUGCAUUACCCAACAUGCAAAGUACUCAUGGACUCGGGCACACCCUUCAGUAUUAAGUAUACUGCUUCUAUUGCAAAGCUACAGGAAGAAUUUAAUCACAUUUUUUAAGACUUCAAAACAGAUAGAGCAACUUUCAACUUUUUGCUGAACAUUUCUUCUUCAAUUUGGAAGAUGCACCACCCCCACACCCCCCUUUACUUGCGCUUCAAAUGGAGCUGAUUGAUCUUCAUUGCAAUUCUAAAAUCAAGGAGGUGAUUGGAAAAACAGACAAGCAUGGAUAAUUGAUAAGAGCAUUGCCCUCCGCCUUCCCUGAGAUUUCCAGGUUGUUCAAGCGGAUCGCAUGCCUUUUUUGGGAGUACCUAUCUGUGUGAAAAGCUCUUUUCCACUAUGAACUUACACAAGUCAAACUUCAGGGCCAAACUUACUGAUGAGCAUUAUCAAGCUAUACUGAGGGUCUCAGUUGCUUCCUCACUCAAGCCAAAUGAUGCUCAGCUGUGUACGAAGAAAUGCUGCCAAAUCUCUGGCAACAAGGAGUAGGAGAAAGAAAGUGAAGCCUAGUUCUUGAGAACCCUUAAUGUUUUUAUGUGUUAUUGAUAAAGUUUCAGCAGAUUGUAACAGUUGUACUUUAUUGACUUUGUAAUCGCUUUUUUGUGUGGAAUACUUGAUGCGGCCCAGUCUCACUCAGACUCUACCUCCUGCGGCCUGCGGAUGAUUUGAGUUUGAGACCCCUGGUUUGUCACCUAGUUUUGUUAAAAUCACUAUAGCUAGAGCAUUACUCAUCAAACAGCGGCAUUUUUGUUGUUUUGGUGAUGACCGGAUUGAUAAAACUAUUUAUUAUUGAAGUAGUUUACAAAAAUAUUUUAAGUUAAAGUAAAAAUUUUAUAAAAAGAACAAGGUUUAGGGACUUCUUAAUUUUUACUAGCAUCUCUUCUGUUGCACACCUAUUAAGUGUAGAGUGAAUAAAAUAAAAACUAAAUUUAGGUGUGUGCCAAAAUAUAACCAUGCAUUUUGAAUUACCCCAAAAAAUUUUUAGAUGGAUCUCAUUCAGUUACUUCCCCCACACCUUUCCACACACUUUCCCUAGAAAGACAUUAGGGCUCUUAAUUUUUUGCUUCCCCCCCCCCCAAAUCCCCAAUCAUAGUGACAGUAUCAUCACCCUUACCCCCACCCCUUUCCCCACCCUUUCCCUAGAAAGACAUUAGGGCUCUUAAUUUUUUUCCUCCCCCCCCCCCCCAAAUCCCCAAUCAUAGUGACAGUAUCAUCACCCUUUUAUUUAAAAAAAGCACUACACACACUAUAUGUGGUGUUCAUUGUAAUUCUAAAUAGAGUUGUUUUUGCACAGCAUUUGAACAUGCAGCAUUUUAAUUUUGUGAACCAUGCACCGAUCAAGAAUAUUUAUAUAUCCUUUUUAAACCAAGUAGAUAAGGUUUACUAUUACCAAAACCAAGUGAUGAAGACCCUUUCAUCUUUCACUUAGUGUAACUAUUGUGUUGCAUUCUUCUGUUGAAUUCUUUAAACGGUAAAUAGCAGGCACUCUGGUGUUAGGGUCAGAGGAAGACCAUGCAGAUGGUGGAUUGAAUUCUGUUAAGGACACCCUAAAAAUUCACAAUAUGCAGCUCCAGUAGGCCUCACACCCUGUGGCAAUCCAUAAACUAUCCCUACCAACUACCCUACCCAGUAAAAGCACACAGAAAGAAAUAUUGUUGUUUUCUUUUUGAUAGUGUGUAUAUUUUAAAUUUUACAGGUGUCGAUGUUGAACAAAUGGAACAAUAAUAUAGGUAAUUAUAUCACUCUAAAGUGAGACAAGAUUAAGAGAGGAACAAAGUUUAUCUGUCGGGGGGGGGGGGGGGAAAAAAAAAAAAAAAAGGGGGGGGAGCGGAAAUACAAGAAAUACAAUAGAGUUUGUUGUGUGAUAAUAAAUAAAAUUAAACAGUGACAAAUUUAAAGUCAGUAAACUGUAAUGGUAGCUAUUUAUUUAGACUGUGAAAUUCAUCGUUUUACAUUGAAAAACGUACAAUAAGUGAAAGAAAUUUGCAUUUGCAAUAAAUCAAAAGCAAUAACAAUGGUCUAAAUUAAAUAUUGUCCUGACAACACACCCUCCCUUUUUUAUCCCCACUUAAAAGAAAACUACACAAAAACAAAACAAACAAAAAAAUGCAAUUCCUGUCUCAGAGACUAAAUUUCCUCCCAAUUUUAAAAAUAAUCUUUAAAUUGCUCCACAGCCCAAAAAUUAAUCACACUGAUUUUCUGUGUUAACACUUCCCCCCCCCCCCUCCCAUAGUGAAGCAUGGAUAUAUUUUCUAAUUAUAAAUAAAUAUAAUCAUUAUUUUCUUUUUAUUUCUUUUUUUUAGCAAAAAGUUGGGGGGGGGGGUAUAUUAUAUAGAGGAUAAGCAUUCUUCAAAACCCAAGAUGAUAGAAAUGUAAACAUCUAUACAAAGAUACUUCUUUAAAGAGAAAGUCUGAUUUACUGAGAGUAAAAUAAAUUACUAUACCGAUUUUCGGCCCGAUCUCCUCUUACCAAGAUUCUAAUUUUUUUCAAGUUUCAGCAAAAUUAUAAGCUGAUUGGCAGUGACUGCCAAUUAUAUUAGAUACCAGUACCAAUGAAAUAAAACCCAGUGCAGCAAAGACAUUUUAAAACAAUCCCAAAUUGGAUUUAUAUCUAAUUAACUAUUAUUUUAUUUGUUGAUAUUUAAUGUUUCAGGAAAUUAUAGAAUUUCCUGUGUUGAAAGUCAAUGCCAAAACCAAAAAAAUUGACUCAGUUUUCCACAAAUAUGUGUUGCCACAGUAUCAUCCUCAAUUAACUCCCUUUUGCACAGAGGUAAGUUUCUGCAGUUCUCAACCUAAAGUAAAAAUGUAACAAAGAAUCCCAUUUUUCACAUUCUAAGUUUUAUAUUCUUUAGACAAAAUGUUUUUCCAUUGUUUAUAGUUUAUUUUUUAUUUGAAAUACUAUGUAACAUUUCAUUUGGUACUAUGUUAUUAAAAGUUUAUGUCUGACAGCUUACCGGUAUCAUUCAGUCCAUGGUGGACAAUCAGCAACAUCUUCCCGAGACCUUACAGGUAAUACCUUAAACUUUUGCCGUAAUAUUUUCUUAAAGAGGAUUUUAAAAUAAAAAUUAUCAAAAAUGUUUCAGGAAAUUUACAAUAACCAUAAAGAAAUAAAAUCUAAUGAGUCCUUGAUAAACCAAACUACAACUACCAAUGUUAGGAUAUGCACGGCUCAAACUUGUUAACUUAGCACUGAGUAACAAUUUGGAAUCCUCCUGAAGACUCAUUCUUUCAUCUGUCAAACUUAUUAACUUAGCACCGAGUAACAAUUUGGAAUCCUCCUGAAGACUCAUUCUUUCACCUGUCAAACUUAUUAACUUAGCACUGAGUAACAAUUUGGAAUCCUCCUGAUGACUCAUUCUUUCAUCUGUCAAACUUUUUAGCUUAGCACCGAGUAACAAUUUGGAAUCCUCCUGAAGACUCAUUCUUUCAUCUGUCAAACUUUUUAGCUUAGCACCGAGUGACAAUUUGGAAUCCUCCUGAAGACUCAUUCUUUCAUCUGUCAAACUUUUUAGCUUAGCACCGAGUAACAAUUUGGAAUCCUCCUGAAGACUCAUUCUUUCAUCUGUCAAACUUUUUAGCUUAGCACCGAGUAACAAUUUGGAAUCCUCCUGAAGACUCAUUCUUUCAUCUGUCAAACUUUUUAACUUAGCACCGAGUAACAAUUUGGAAUCCUCCUGAAGACUCAUUCUUUCAUCUGUCAAACUUUUUAGCUUAGCACCGAGUAACAAUUUGGAAUCCUCCUGAAGACUCAUUCUUUCAUCUGUCAAACUUUUUAACUUAGCACCGAGUAACAAUUUGGAAUCCUCCUGAAGACUCAUUCUUUCAUCUGUCAAACUUUUUAGCUUAGCACCGAGUAACAAUUUGGAAUCCUCCUGAAGACUCAUUCUUUCAUCUGUCAAACUUUUUAACUUAGCACCGAGUAACAAUUUGGAAUCCUCCUGAAGACUCAUUCUUUCAUCUGUCAAACUUUUUAGCUUAGCACCGAGUAACAAUUUGGAAUCCUCCUGAAGACUCAUUCUUUCAUCUGUCAAACUUUUUAGCUUAGCACCGAGUAACAAUUUGGAAUCCUCCUGAAGACUCAUUCUUUCAUCUGUCAAACUUUUUAGCUUAGCACCGAGUAACAAUUUGAUCCUGCUGAAGACCCAAAAUGAUAAAGCUAAUUGGAGGUGUUUGGGGUCUGUAACUUACAAUGUGACAUUAAAUUACCAUUUCAAAAUUUUGAAAAGUAUAGGCGGGGGGAAAAAAGCUUAUAAAAGGACUCAUUCCAUUUACUCGUUACCUAUUAUUUAAGGAAAUCAACUCCUUUUUCCACAGAGCUUCCACCAGUGGAUGGAGAGUGAAGGUUUGCUGGACCCAGACAUCAAAAGUAUUUUUGUGAUUUGUGGUGACUGGGAUCUUAAAUCUAUGUAUGUACACAGUUUGCGUUAAGCGUUAGCAUGUUUAAUUUUUUUCAUUUUCUAAUCUGUAUUAUGUCUGCUCAAAGGAAGUAUUCUCAAGUAUCCAACAACCAAUUAACUCUGUUGCAUCAAUGGCAAUAGCAUUUUGGAAGAGGGUGGGUAAUUUUCAAUUUAAAAAAAUGCCAAAUUUCUGAUUGCAUUCCUGGCACUGUUAAGAAUAAACUGAUUUAUAAGUAGUUCUGGUCUUAUUAUUAGAUUUCUUUCAAAGUCUUCUUUAAGAGGUAACAGAAAUUAUAAAACACAUCUUUGUGGACAUAAUUCAUCUAUCCAGGUUACCUAAGCAAUGCGCUGUUUUGGAUUUGGCGGCAAGACAGUAUUUCAAGCAGUGGAUUAAUAUUAAGAAGGUUAAUACCCAUUUUUAAAAUCAACUAUUUAAAAGGCAAUAUACCUCUUAAAAAGCCAUGCUUCUUGUAAAGGGCAAAUUGUUUUAAAUUUGGAGAAAAAAAUAUAUUUUAUCCAUUUUGUGUAUCUUAUUGUAAAAAAAACAAAAAACGGUGACAUGUUUUAAUUUUCUUUUUAAUCAUUUCAGUCUUAUGCUGAGAUGACUGGCACAUUUCCCAAGGGCAUGAUGGUCAUGUUAAGAGAUUUGAACAUCAAACAUGUGGGUCGUCAUCAUAGUGGUAUAGGUAAGACUAUAGAAUUCCCAGCUGCUUCAUCAAAUGGUAUAAAUCUUCAAAGAAAAAUAAUUUUUUAAUUAUAGAGGUUAUAUUUUGUUGUCUGCUUCAUUUUGAAAGCAGCUGUAACAGAGUAAAAAAAAAUCAGGUUGUCGAAAUACUACUUUCUGGUUUGAGACCCCUUCAAGUAUUUAUGACAACUAUAGGUUCAACUACAGCACAGCAGCACACCAAUCACUAGAGGCACCAAUACUUCAUAAAAUAAUACUGUUCAUCUUUAUUCUUGGUACUGGGGCGCUGGCAAGAUAUCAUAUAUAUAAUAUAAGUAUAAUAUAUUACACAACACCCAUCCAUUAGACUAACACCAUCCUAGGCAGCGAAGACUCAACUUUAUAUUUGACACCUUAUAUUCACACACAUGUUUAUAACGCUUUUUCUGUCCUCCAAUCACAUUAAGACACUAAACUACAACUCACUGUAACAACAGUUCAGCUUAACAUCCGUGAUUCUUGUACCCUUGACACAGUUCUUGCUCACUUCUUUACCCUUUUCACUAAUAAUGGAGUUCACCAAAGUGUUGCAGUUGUUCUCCAGCAACUAUGUCAACUUUUUCUUAGUGUAACACGAGAGAGAGCAUACCUGAAGCUAAAUAAAUUGACCCAAGGUUUGAAUUUAUACUUCUACUUGUCUUUUCUAGUCAGUGACAUUCCAGAUGUGAUUACCCGUUGUUAGCACGACUGGUUUUCCAGUUUACGUCAAUGUAAAAUUUGCCAUUUAGUGAGAGUGUAACAAUAUCUUCCAAUCUAAAGUUUUUCCUUAUUUUGUUUCAGAUGAUUGCCAGAACAUAGCCAAUGUAUUAAUUGCCAUGAUGCAAAAAGGAUUUGUCUUCAAACAGAAUGGAAGUGCUGGAAGACUCUAAAAGAGCAUGAUAAAGACAUUUUUUAUUUAGCAAGGUGUUGAAAUGGUUUGAAUGCUGGAGUUCUAUCAAGAUUAAAAGCUGUGGUUACUGUUGUUAAACCAAAAACCAAAUUGUUUCAAAAAACAAAUUUGUUGAUCUUCUGUGCCAGUGUUACAUACAUGGAGUUUUUAUUGCAGUUUCGUGUGUAAGAUUGAAAAAUGACUUUUUACAGUGCACCUUCUAAAUUAAUUUUUUAAGUUUAAUUAUGUUGAUUUUCUGUACCAUUGGGUUCUUAUUGAAAUUUCACAUGUAGGAUUGUAAAUGACUUUUGAAAGUGCACCUUCUUAUUUUUUGGGUAAAAGUUCAUUAUUUUCCUAAAUGGUAAAUUGUAUUUAAAAAAAAAAAGCAAUAGUUUCCAGUUUAUAUUGCUUUUCAUAUGCUUAGAUUAUUUUUAAUUUGAACUGUCAAGUUAACUGCAUUACCCUUUGGAAUAUGAACAUAGUAAGAUUGUUUAAUUAAAAAAAAAAAGUAAUAAAUUGGUGCAAGUCUCAAAAGUAAAGAUCGAAGCAUUUAUAAUUUUUAUUAAACAACAGAAUAAAGUAUGCCUGUUUAUUUAACAGAAGUUUUGAAUCACCAUGAAUAUGUUUUUUAUGCACAUAAUUUAAUCACAAAUAAAUUGAAAACAAGGAUCAACAGAAUGAUUUUACAAUUGUAACAGCUAAGAUGACCAAAUAGAUUAUUAUUGAAAAGCAUCAGUAUAUAAUAUUGUGUGGAAGAAUAUUUAUAAAAGAAAAUAUUAUAUUGUCUUGCACUUGGUGUGUGACCAUUUAUCUGGCAACAAAGCUUAAAAUGCAACUUUGUAAUGCGGGAAAUUUAUUUCAUAAUUUUAAAAUAAUAUUACUUCAUAAGAGUAUCGGCUUUGUGUUGUUGAUGAUAAUAAAAUAUUGAGUAUAAGAUGUAUCAAAUGUUUUUUGUCUAUUCUAUGAAAGUAUUAAUAAUACUAUUACCUAAUGAAUGCUUUUUAAAAAAACCUUUUUGAUUAAAAAAUGUAUCAAUAAAAUUCUAUAAUUUUGGGUUCCAAGAAAAAUUAAGAAAAUUCAUAGAUAAAAUCUUGUGAAUUUAGCCUUUACUGUUCAAACGAAGGGGAGAUCCAUAAGUAACAUCAUGCGUCUGGGGAAAAGAGGGGAGGGGACUUUGGGAGGAUAUGUCUAAAUUGUGGAAUGAUUUUGGGAUGGUGGUAUGAAAUUAUGAAAUCAACCAAAUUAGCCUGACAUUAUUUAUGGAUGUCCCUUGACACACAAUAUGUUAUAAAUCAUCAAUUAAGCCUCUUACUAGCAUUUAUUUUACUUAUUGGAUGACUAAAAUUUAAAAACGUUUACAUUUGACCUUCACAUUAGUUUUUACU